AAUAACAAGAACAAUAACCUGCUAUGAUAGUGUGGUUGGUAUAAAUUGAGAAACAACAUUAUACUAUCGUGUGUUUGGAGUGUAACUGAGGAAGCUAAGAAUAAAACAUCCCAAGUAAAGAGAAAAUGGGUGUCAUCACUGCCCACUGUUACUGUUUCACCACCGUUGGAUCACACAAACCCUACCUUUCUCCCUCAUCUCACAAUUUCCGCCAUUCCCCUUCCGUUUCUCUUUCUUCUUCUUCGUCGUCGUCGCCUUCACCACUCAGAAGAAUCUCAUGCCAAGCCUCUUCCGCUCCCGCCGCCGAAUCUACUCUCACCGCGAAAGUUGGAAAUGGGUUGAAAGAUUUUAUUCACAUAGAUGAUUUUGACAAGGAAACUAUUUUGAAGAUAUUAGAUCGAGCUAUUGAGGUGAAGACAUUGUUGAAAUCAGGGGACAGGACAUUUCGGCCUUUUGAAGGGAAGACAAUGUCGAUGAUAUUUGCAAAGCCAUCCAUGAGAACAAGGGUUUCAUUUGAGACUGGUUUUUCAUUGUUAGGUGGUCAUGCUAUUUACUUAGGACCCAAUGACAUUCAAAUGGGGAAGCGAGAGGAGACUCGUGAUGUUGCUCGAGUUUUGUCUCGCUAUAACGAUAUCAUUAUGGCCCGUGUUUUUUCUCAUCAGGACAUACUUGAUCUUGCAAAGUAUGCGAGUGUCCCUGUCAUCAAUGGUUUGACAGACUACAACCAUCCCGUCCAGAUAAUGGCUGAUGCCCUUACUAUGAUUGAGCACAUUGGUCGGUUUGAAGGAACCAAGGUUGUCUAUGUUGGAGAUGGGAAUAAUAUUGUCCACUCAUGGUUGUUGUUGGCAGCUGUAGUUCCUUUUCACUUUGUUUGUGCGUGUCCAAAAGGUUUUGAACCUGAUGCGAAAACUGUUGAGAAGGCAAGGAAGGCUGGAAUCAGCAAGAUUGAGAUAAGUCAUGAUCCGAAAGAAGCUGUUAGAGGAGCUGAUGUUGUGUAUUCAGAUGUCUGGGCCAGCAUGGGGCAAAAGGAAGAAGCUGCAUAUCGUCGUGAAGCGUUUAAAGGAUUUCAGGUGGAUCAGAAUCUUAUGGAUGCGGCUGGUUCCAAGGCAUUUUUCAUGCACUGCUUACCAGCGGAAAGAGGGGUGGAGGUGACUGACGAAGUUGUUGAAGCUCCAUAUUCAAUAGUCUUCCCUCAAGCUGAGAACCGAAUGCAUGCACAGAACGCUAUAAUGCUCCAUGUACUUGGCAAGUAGAGCUGGUUAGAUGAUAAAUUGGUCUGAGCAUUGUUGGUGUACACUUGCAAUAAAUUGUUUUAGAUGUUAGACUAGUGAUUCGCAUGUAAUAGUCGGUUUUAUGCAUUCGGGAGCAUAUAAAGUUGGAACAUGAGUUGAAUUUUGUAUGAUCAAGGUGAAGCUAAAUCUUUUGGAGAUGCUAGUAUGAAACUCAGUUUUCCCAUUUUAAACUAUGACAGUAUGUCAUUUUGAUUUGAGGCA
Lathyrus oleraceus (garden pea) is the source of this 1493-nucleotide messenger RNA. The record is from RefSeq and is a predicted model, not a curated record. NCBI's taxonomy places the organism in Eukaryota, Viridiplantae, Streptophyta, Magnoliopsida, Fabales, Fabaceae.